CCCGCUCGCCCCCUUGGCUGCUGGGGCGGUGGAGGCUCUCGACCAUCACCUCUGCGACUGGAUGAACGAGCAGUUCCUCGAGGGGCUCGACCACUGGCGCGGGUCCGACCUGAUGGCGGCGAUAGCCUGGACCAUCUCCAGGCUGGGGAAGGGAGGUCAGUUGCCGCUCCCUCGAGCGCGCCAGGCGCUGGAGGGUUGGCGCCGCCUCGCCCCCGCCGCGAGCCGCCUGCCGCUGCCUGCCGAGGUGGUGUUCGCCAUCGCGAUGGAGCUGCUGGCCUCCCAGCGCUGGGACCUAGCGAUGAGCUGGCGCAGGGCCGCGCGCCACAGGAGCCGCUGUUCGCCUUCAGCCAGGCGGAGUUCGCGAGGAGCUUCAAGCUGGCAGGCUCCAGGCGGCUGCUCCAGAAGCCGCCGCCGCCGUGCAUCCUGCGGCACGCGGGCGCGAGUCGCGACUUCGCCGAGCAGAGGCGCACGCUGGCGGGCGCGAGGCGCCGAGGGCGCUGGCGGACGGACGCCAGCGCGAGGAGGCACGAGAAGGGGGGCCGCCUCGGCAGCGAGUUCGCCAAGCUGCCCGAGCGCCUCCGGACCCACGCGCGGUGGUGCUUGCAGCACCUCCCCGCGGCGCUCUCCGGCUCGCUGCCGCCUCGCGCGUUCGGCGGCCGCUGA
Molecule: messenger RNA, 663 nt
Organism: Prorocentrum cordatum
Lineage: Eukaryota; Dinophyceae; Prorocentrales; Prorocentraceae
Source: the annotation of a GenBank genome assembly